CUGGCAGUAGGGCCUGUCUUUGGUAGCUAGGCGAGAGGUGCAUUUCUGUUGUCUUCAUUUUACAAAUUGAUUGUGGGAAUCCAGCCUAGUUGAAGACUUAAGUUCGAAAUAAAAGAAAAACAGAAAAAGGUUUGGCACUACUAUCAAAAUGGCUACAUACACCAUGGGACAAUCUUUGGUGACGUGAAACUUUAUUUCAAUGAGAAAAUGGGACGAACAUCCAGAAUUCGUAAACUGCGAGUAGGAAGUCAACAUUUUCGCCCUCUUGUAAUCGACUCUAAUCCGGAAUUCGUUGAAUUGUGCAAAUGGAUGAGUGCGAAUGGGUGGAAUGGUGCUUCAAAAGAUUGCUUAAAAACAAAACCAGCCGUGUUUAGUGACACUGGACGUGGUCUCAUGGCCAUGUCCAACUUAGCUCCAAAUAGUCUCAUAGUCAGAAUCCCUAAAAAUCUUCUUAUUACUAAAGAAAAGGUUAUUUUGCAAAUUCCUGCCUUGAGAAAUUUCAAGAUGACAACAGCAGAAUGUUUAACUUUCUUCAUUUUGAUUUCAAAAAUAAAUGGAUUGUAUUCUUCUUACCUUUCUACUCUGCCAAAGAGUUUUUCAGUUGGAGGAUUAUGUGAAAGCCAAGAAGUGGCUGUUUUACCCAAGGUUCUUCAAGAUAAAAUUUUAUGCAAUCAAAGCUAUGUUUUGGAAAAGUAUCAAAACCUUGUGGUAAUAUGGGAAAAUUUGUUUGGUCCAACCCUGACAUUAGAAUGUUUCCAAUGGGCCUGGUAUUGUGUCAAUACAAGAGCAGUUUUUUAUCAAGAUUCGGAUAUAUUUAACAUGGACGGAUUGGAAAAUAACAUGGCUCUAGCUCCGUAUUUGGACAUGUUUAAUCACGAUCCGCACGUGGUCGUCAAAGCUGGUUUUAAUAAAAACAGCCAGUACUACGAAAUACGUUCGAGUCAAAAGAUAAAGAAACAUCAGCAAGUGUUCAUCAACUAUGGGCCACACGAUAACCAAAAACUGUUUUUAGAAUAUGGAUUUAUAACUCCAAAAAAUCCUCAUAAUGUGGUUGAAUUCGGAAUCAAUCUUCUGUUUGAUUUGUUCCCCGUCAAUUCUCUGUGUUUUGUUCCAAACCGGAUUGCCCUUCUCAAGCAACUUUGUAAGAAUGGAAAUCUAUUUUACAGCGAAGAGGGAUUUAGCUGGAAUGCUCAAAUUGCACUGAUGUUGCUUUCAUGUGAAGAUUCCCAGCUGUCAAGAAAAGGGUUUUCUCCUUUGGAAAUCAUACCUGACAAAGACCAAAUCAAGUUAUUAGUUUCUAGCAGUACUACUUCAAGCUUUUGGGUUGCCAAAUCACUCGUAAAAGAUAUUCUAAAUGUUCUCAAUGCUUGCGUCUUGGACGCCGAAUAAAUACUAAGUUAUGACGUA
Daphnia magna is the source of this 1407-nucleotide messenger RNA. RefSeq names its product SET domain-containing protein 4-like. NCBI's taxonomy places the organism in Eukaryota, Metazoa, Arthropoda, Branchiopoda, Diplostraca, Daphniidae. Gene Ontology annotation, molecular function: protein binding; histone H3K4 methyltransferase activity; transcription coactivator activity. Gene Ontology annotation, biological process: peptidyl-lysine dimethylation; peptidyl-lysine monomethylation; peptidyl-lysine trimethylation. The transcript is spliced from 2 exons. The record is from RefSeq and is a predicted model, not a curated record. Bases 208 to 1389 code for a protein of 393 amino acids.